AUGGAGAUGAAGCGCGUGGUGGCGCGCUUCAUGGUGCACAAGGUGGGGAGCUUCGUGGUCAAAGAGCGCGUUCUGUGCUUCGGCGAGUAUUCCUUCUCGACCGUGGAUCGCGAGAACCAACAGGUGACCAACACGUGGCCUUAUGAGGACGUGGACAGCGCCAACGUGCUGGAAGGAGAGACCGAUUUCGUCAUCCACACGCCACGCCACCGCAUUAAGAAGACCGUGUACCGCUGCCACUUCCGCAUGGAGGUGCUGGUGUGUCUGAUGCGACUGCGUAGUCAGCACUACGCCAAGAUGCCCGACGCGCCUCAGCCGCCCCCUGCGGAGCUGCAGACGCUGACGUUCCAGAGUCUCAAAUGCCACAAGGGCGGCGUACACUCGACCUGCGUCGUAGAGAUCCGUCCGGACGGUAUUUACCAGCGAGAUACCGAGGGAGACAUCAUGAGCCACAUUUCGUACACGAGUCUCGUGUCCAUCGACCUCAUCUGCGACGAUCAUGAAGCUAUUGGCUUAAAUCACUCGGAUAAUUCCAGUUUAUUCAUCGUACCAAGACGCACAGAGCUCGCGCAAGCUAUAAAUCGAGUCAUGAAGGCGUACGGGAUGCAGAUCAAUGAAUACCGCAAGAAAACAAUGGAAGCGGCGCUGAAAGACGACGGGAAGGCGUCGUUUAGCACUAGCGUGUCAUUUGCGUAUCAAGUUUUGAAGGUUUCCCAGUCCAACGAGUCCACUGCCGCGCCACGGACGCUUUUGGUGUCGGAGAAGUUCAUUACGGAGUAUGCAGACGCCAAGACGGUGAUUUCCAGUCGUCCCUUGGCCAGAAUCUACACGUUGGUCAUGUAUCAGGACACGUUACAAGCGUUCGAAGUCGUGUAUGUGGACGGCGUCAAGCGCAAGUAUUACUCCGCUCAACGAGAGAAGAUCGUGUGUGAAUUACUAGCUUCCUGCCACGCUCUGGGGAAUUAUCAGGUGGGUGUGGAGAUGACGGAGAUCGCCGACUCUGUGCGCAUGAUACCGCGCAGGAUCAUCCUCCAGGAAGGCAACAAGAUCGUGAAUACUGUGUCUAAUGUCAACGUGAUGGACCGUGAGCUCCGAGUCGCUCAAGCGAAUGUGCUGCAGCUACUGGCGGUACAUGGAUAUCGCAAGACGGCGCGCACUCAACGUCAACUUCCUCGUGGACUUGACGAAGAGAUGCAUUUAUUGGCUCUGGAACUUAAUGCGAAUACACCGACGUCCGGUGUGAUAGCGCAGCCCAACAAACCGUUCGAUAAGGUGGUCUACGUGCUGGCACGAGAGCUUCAUGACAUUGUUGGUCGACAUGGAGCCACACACGACUUUGUGAGCACAUACCUGCAGUCGCUCUAUCGUUUGACGCUCGCUCCACCUGCUAUCAACGAGUUCAUGAAGAUCCUGACAGAGCGUGGAGAGGAAUAUAUCGGCUUGAUCUCGAAAGUUCUGAUGAGCAAGAACUCGGUGGCUAUCUACUGGAUGUUCAUGGUGCUGAGUCGACUGAUGGAGUCAAAGGCGCACAAGCUGCAGUGUCGACAGCUGCUGCUAUCCAACAGUGUCUUCAUGAUGACGCUGCUUUCAUUACUGGACGAAGAUACCCAUACGGGUGCGUUCUUGUCGGAUCUACCGACGAUGAAGCUGUGUCAGUUUAUUCUGCUACUGGUCAAGGCGAACGUCGAGAAGCAGCGGAAACUCUCCGAGACAUUAUACCAACAUCUAGCCACAAAGUAUCGUAUGAUGCUUCGAGUUCUCUUCAGCUUCCCUGGCUUAGCUACAGUGGAGGCGUGUGUGGGGAUUCUCAGCAGGAUGACGAAGAACCCAGCGUUCCUGCACUUUGGCAACAUGGGGUCUCCCUUACGGUCCAACGAUGGGAAAAUUCCGAGACGAUCGCUCAGUUUUGGCGAGACUUUGAACUUUGGUCCAGCAAGUCAACGUGGAGCGUCAACGGAUAUUCGAUCUCGUCCCGCAUUGUACUCUUCUAGACGAAACAACUGCGCAUCUGGUCGGAACAACACGUUGUCGUCGUCAGAAUCGAAUUCCAGUGGCGCUUCAGGUCUUCCAGCGAACGUGGUGGUCGUUCAGAACCCGGAAGUGCUGCUGAGGCAGUAUCGACAGUUCCUCGAAGCAGCCUGUGGCUCACUUAAGAUGGGGAUCGAUCAGUACGACGACCCGGUUUUCUUGCGGCUUCGCUACAGAUGUCGAAACGUGUUCCUGCAGGAACUCAUGAGUCAUUUGGUGGGGAAUUUCGAGGAGUUCAAGCGCGUGUAUAGUGUGGAUUGCUGUCAGUUCAGCGGCUUUAUCGGCACAGCGGAUGGACAACGAGAGAAGACCAAGUUUUAUCUGACCCCGCGAGCGCUGAUCGCUGUUCGGAUCUUGACGAAACAUACUCAUGAGCUCGAGUUCCGCGCGAUCGACGAGAUCACUCAAGCGACGACCAUCCCAGAUGCGUUUAUCCUCAUGUUGAAGAACAAACUCAAGUUCAUUUACUCGGACCAAAGCAGCGAAAUCGUCGAGAAAAUGAAAUCUUUGGCUGGAGUUAUUGGGAUCCAUCUUCGCUUCAAGACUCGAGACAAACUUCCAAAGCAGCAAGCGGAAAAGCCUCUGGAUCAAUCAGCUUUCCAGUCGAAUGAUCUGUUCGAUGUCCAGAGACGCACAGGUCGACAUGGAUCUACUCAUUUACGGAAGAAAAAGCUUUGCUUUGUGGACGGAACGAUUGAAGAGUUCACGAAUUGCUCCAAGAAGACCUAUGAGCUCAAGAAUCUUCGUCGUGUAGUGGUUCCUGGACUGGAAAGUGAUGAAACACAAGCUGUGGUGGCGUUGGAGUUCUCGGACAGCAGUCGUGUGGCCUAUGUGCCGUACGAAAUGGAGAAGUUCCUGGCAGCGUUGUAUGAUGGUUAUCGCUAUGUGGACAAUUACGACGUUUCGCUAAGUCGAGAGUUCUCCAACCUAAACCCAAGAAUGUCUCCUAGAGCGCUGCUGAAGGACGAGCAUGAACGCUUUCUCUAUCUUAAUCACGAUGGACUCUACAUUCCAGCCCAUGCAGUACUGGAGAAGGAGAUUGAAAUGAUGAGUGGGGAAGGCGUGAGUAUCACAUCUGCCACUAACAAGGUCGCGUUCGCUCUCGACAGCUUAAAUAUGAAUGUCGAGGUCGAGGACUUUGCGGGGAAAUCUAUGCGUGGUCGCUUGGAGAAGCUGUCGUUCAGCUAUCUGCUUCGAGGGAUCCACAACUUGCUCGAGCAUUCCUGCAAGCCACCAAUUCGUGCGAAUGAGAUUUGUGUUAUCCUGGAAACAUUCUGCAGAAUCAAUGACGGCUGUUAUCGGAUAUCGAUGGAGCAAGCUAACGGCGGGGCGAUGGUAGUGGUUCCGAUUCUGGCUCAAAUAUUGGUCUCUGGAGAUCCGAUAGCCACUGUGUGGGCUGUGAACGCUUUCCACUCGUUAAUCGCUGACAAAUCGCGGUCGAAUUCGCAUCGAGCUGCUGAAAAGGCGAUUCGCUUUCAAGUGUUUGAGCAUACGAAGCUCAUUUCCCUGCUCACUGGCCUUCUGGAACAACGGAACCCGAUCUCCACUUUGGUCAUGCUGCAACUGGUUCUGGACGUCCUGGUGGUGUCUCGGCACAGCACAGACAACAACCACUUUGAUGCUAUCGUGAAAGAUCUCGGCGGGAAGUAUACGCUGUUGCUGGAGCUGGCAGCUCAAAACGUGAGCGCAGGCUUGGCUGCAGCGGUGAUUUGUGUCUUGAAAGUGAUUGUUGACCACGGAGAUCAUAAAGUACGACGACGUAUUUGCGACUAUGCGCUGGACUCGGGGCUUACUCUGAAACACCUGCACAAGGCGUUCUUCCACCCGUCCGACAACGCGAAGGAGACGUAUCAAUACGUCGCCAGUAUCUGGGUGACGCAUCACAAGGCUUCUCAUGAAAUGCUGGUGCGGAUCCUUCCGCAUGGGUUCAUCCGCAUGAUUUCGAGCCCGAUGGUGCGUAAAUUGCUGAAGAAACAACGAGCUCGACAGACUGAGUCUGUGCGACGGAAGACCAAGCAUCAAUUACUGAGCCAAGGGGACGGAUCCGAGUGGUUUAUUCGUCGCAUGCAGCUCCAGAUCGGCACGCUGUUUGCUAGUGGCUCGGUCAAAGAAGCUCGAGUCAAGGAGGACUCGACGCGUAUGAAUUAUCCCGGCGAGUCAUCGACGGAUAUGGCGUUACUGUCGAGUAUGGUGAGCAAGGACUUUAUGCUGCCAGACUUGCUGUGGCACGAAGCCACUCGAAACGAAUUGAAAGCUGCUCUCACGUCUGCGAUCCAGGAAUUCGAUCAGUUCAAAGCGAACCAAGCAGCUGCGUUGUCGCUGCUGGUUUCUCGGAAAGAAAGCAAAGAACCGAAGUGGAAUCACGUGCAGUUCUCGGUUCGAUACGAGAGUAUUGCGCAGGAGCUUCAAGUCGACCGAUUCUAUCUACGCGUGAUCACGGAAAGGAUAAACGAUGGGUCGUUGCAGCUGGCUGAAGUCGCCAAGAUUGCUCGGGCGUUGGAGGCUGGAACACAUCGAGGCAAGCUGAAAAACUCGAGCAGUCUCUUCUUUGCCAGCAUGGACAUUGCCAAGGACCCGGCUAAGUUUUUCAGUGAAGUGUAUCAGUGCUGGCUGGAGCAUCUUCAUCUGAACAAUAUUCCGUUGUCAGGGACGAACGAUUGGUCUGCGAGUGGCAGCAAUGGGUUCCCUCAGUUCACUGGUGCUACUGGAAGCGAGCAACACGGCCAUUCGAUGCUGAAGAUCUUGAUCGAACUCGCCAACGUGUUCCCGGAAGCUCGGUCGAUUACGAAACAUCGCGCUCGAUUUCUCACCGAGUUAUUGCGUAAUUCGUACCUGGCUAGUGAGAUCCAAGACAUCGUGGAGUUAAUGUCUGGACUGAGUCUGUCUGGAGACGCCUGUGCCGAGUUGUGUACGAAGAAUCACAUCCAAGUGUUGCUGGACAUGUCGUUGCUGUCCCAUCGCUGCCAGACUGCGCCCAUUGGAAGUGACAUGAGCAAUGAUCACGGGGAAAUCCCCAUGAUGGAGUCUUUCAUUAUGUCGGAAGGCAACGACACCUCUUCCGUUCCCAUAGCAGAGCUUUCGCUGUAUGAAGAAUCACGGUAUGCGCUCAGAUGGAGCAUUAAACUCAAGACUGUGGGGGGAACAGACGAUGACGGUGUGGUAAAAGGCCCCAUUUCAGCAAACGAACUGAAGGAAUAUCUGGACGCUGACCCUUUCAUUCGACAUCGCCAGAUCGACGCACUGUAUGUUUGCUGCUGCUCGACGCAUGACGGUGAGGAGCACGUAUGGAAGUCUAUGUUUGAGUAUCCCGAAUUGCGCUGGAUGGAGCUGACGGACGAGCCAAUCGACACGAGCUGCGCAGCAUUCGCGUUGAAGUCUCUGAGGAACUUUAUGGUGAAAAACCAGCGCAAAGCCUCGGUUGUGAACAAGCAGCUGUGGCCUCCUCCUUUGGUGAAUACUGUGGUCGCAAAUACGUCGUCGCUAGCCUUGCUAGUUCAGCUUCUGCUUGUGAAUGUCUCGAGCGUACGGAGAUAUGUCUGUGAGAUGCUGAUGUCUUUGAGCGACGAGGAGCUGCAGGAAGUGUACAAGUAUGGCGCCUUUUAUUUCAUGUUGUCAACCGUGGCGAAUCCCAGAGGUGACAACAACGUACCGGCCUUUGUCCCCGAGGCAGCACUACUCAAGCGCAUCCAUCGAAUCCAGCGAUCAUCGGAGCGAUAUGUGGGGCAAAGCUACUUGACAGACAUGCUGCCUGAGUCGCUCAUCGGAGUGUUGGACACGGAGAGCCCUGAGAAUUUCGCUGACGUGUACACUGGUCGUACGCGUGACAAGCGGGUGCUGUGGUCUGCACCGAUGAGGUUACACUUACAAGAGAUGCUGGACGAACACUUACGUGAGUUCAAGGAGAAUUUGAAGAGGAGUGUCACUUCGAAGUACAGCUACACGCCCAUCCCUCCGAUCUCGUACCUGGAGCUAUCAGGCGACGUCUACUGCAGUGGCUUCUAUCUGUCGACGUUUAACCAGUCGAACUCAGAUGCCGAAGAAGUGGACGAUCCGGUGUUUAUGAUGAAAAGUAUUGAGCAGAAAUGGCGAUACUUGGCACGGCGUCAAGUAGAUGGCGUGGAGGACGAUACGGACCAUUCAGACGCGUACAAACUCUUCGGCUGGAGCGAGGAUAUCACGUUUUCGUCUUCAGAUUUGCGUUCGCGGUAUCGAGAGCUGUGUAGACGAGAGGUCGAAGUGUCUGCAGUUCGCCAAGCGUUUGAUUCUCUAUGUGCUGCUCUAGAACACAAGAACGAAGCUGGCGGUGGGAAGACAUCGGAUGUCAUCGAGCGGAUCUUGAAGUCACAACUGCAGUUGCUGGACAAGUACGGCUUCCAGUUUUUCUCCUACGAGUCGUCGACUCUUGACUUGGUUAUCCGCGUGUUGUCAUCUCGAUCGGCGAAAGAGUCCAAGUUCCGUGGCCUGGCGAUGGAAGUUUUGCAGCGUCUGCUCUCCGUUGCGCCUCAAAAUGGCCCACUUCUAGUUACCGUCCAAGGUAGUUGGGACGUGAUGCUCGACUUAGUGGAGAGAUGUGCAUACGGUCAUGACUUGGCAGCGAAAGAGAGCAUGUUCUCAAUUCUGAAGCUGCUCUUAACAUCGGAAGAAGGGGUGCAGUCGCUGCUAAAGAGCAGUAGACCCACGCCGUCCAACGAUGUGCCAGUGUCGAGAGCGUUCGAUUUCAACACCUUUGGAGACGAUGACAACACAUCAUUCUUUACUGCGACGGAAUACACGUCUCAGAACGGAACGGGCAAGUCCAGACACGCCCAGCGCGUAUAUUCGCUGCUAGACGAUGUCAUCCUUUCGUUCGAGAAUAUCCAACCGUGGCAUAUCCAGAAAAUGUCGUUUGAAAUCGCGUCUUCGCUUUGUCGGAGUCACGAGCUGCAGCAUCAUAUCAUGGCGUCCACGCGGGUGUUCUGGAAAGGUCUGUAUUUGAUCCUAGCGUCGGCCGAGAGUUUCGAUGCAGAGCAGACAAGUACCAGUGCGUUGGCGAAACAGGAGCAGGAUAUGUUGGAGAGCGCGUUCGGAGCGCUUCGAGCGCUGGCGUUGGGACCCGAUGGCAAUAGUCGAUCAGCUGGACUUGAAGCUUUGGCGAAUCUUCUUCCGAUGGACUUUCUGGAUCGACUGGAGAAGCCUAAUGGGCAUGACUUCUGCACUAUUUUGCUGUCUGAUAUUCGUGAACCGACCUGCAUCUGGAACGAAAGCACGCGAGCUGAACUCUCUCAACUUACAGAAGAGUUUUGCACGGAUCCGAAUGGCGACGAGGUGUCGUUCUUGGAAAGUGCCACUCACUACAUGUACGAUUGCCUGAGCUCCGAGCCGUAUGUUGGAGGAAUUUAUCUGCUGAUAUUGCUGGAGAAGUCAGAGGACGGUCUCCAAGCUAUCACGGAAGAUACGCUGUACCCGACCACAGCGGUUGAUUUUGUCGAAUCUCUCUUUUGCUUUCUGAACGAGAACAGAGACCCCAAGCUCGGUAUUUAUUCGGACACAAUGCCAGCGUUGGACUGUUUGAGUCUUCUUUGCGACUUGCCUGCCUUUCGACCGGCUAUUGUGGAGUGUCUGGAGCAACAUGUGGACGACGAGGAUGCAGUCAAUGCCUCCAUUUCAGUGGCAACUUUGGGCAGAUAUUUGCUGCCAUUUGACGGUAAUGAUAAAGCCAAAGCGGCCGUUUCGAUAUCGUCUCGACGGUCACUGUCGACGUAUGGAUUUAGAGCCAAAACUGACUCCAACGACGGCCCCACUGCGAUGGAGACGGAGUUUGGAAAUGUGGAUUACUUGGCUCGACAAGAGAUGGCGUUGCUGAUUCUCAACAAAAUCUGCGGCUUCGAGUGCAACUUGGAGCGGAUGUUGGCUCCUUUUUGCCAGUUCACGUGGUGUCUUCAGGUUAUCACGGAUCAUCUCGGAUACGAGCAAGCUUACUACGCGUUGUCCUGCUUGGCUGAGCUGUGUGAUACGUGUCUCGUAGUUGCUCAGUACGUACAAGAUAGUGGACUGUGGGUCGAGAUCUUGGGCGUCGCGCUUCAAACGAGACAACAUGUUCUCCAUGAACAUUUCCUGCGAGCUGAAGCUCUACGUGAACCUGCUUUUGAAGUGCUGUAUGCUCUGCUGAUGAAAGACUUGGAGCUACGAGAGAAGAUGUACAGCGGACUGUGCAGGUUUCUCCCGUACCCGAUCGUGUACCAGGUUCAUUUGGACCCCAGCAAAGCGACGCGGUUCUUCGAUGACAACCACGAAAAGAGCGACUUGGUCUGGGAUUCCCACCGACGUACUGAAGUCCGUAAGAAGCUGGACCAAGUGAUUGUUCGCAAUCGCGUGGAGCGUUCAGUUGCCAAGCGAGACACGGUUUUACUCGAUGACGAGACGGAUUUCAUCCCUCUGCCUCAAAACUUCGUGGCAGGGUUAUACCUUGAUCGGUUCUUGUCUCGUCCAGACCCAGAGAGGCUCACGAAUCCAGCAUACAAUCUGGAGUUGUUGUUCCAAUUGUGGAGAACUCAACUGGAUGAACUGAUGAGGUUUGAUCUGCAGAAUCCUCCGGAGAACCUCAAGACUGCGGCUGAUGAAAUUGACAAGUACACGAUGGCGAUGACGCACAUUUUACGAGCGUCCCUGGAUAUUGAUGAAAGCAUCGCUAACAAUCGCAUACCAGAGCAGAUCGUCAAGCUGGUGCGUCACUGCAAUCAGCACUUGAUCACGAGUUUCCCGUACCGUUGCGUGCUGCGUAUCGCUCGACGGUUAGUGCAGUUCCCCGAUAUGACGUCGAAAGAGUUCGUGGAGCUGCUUACAUGCCGCAUCACCAUGCAACACCCGGAUAUUCCGUCGUUAAUGAAGGUUCUUCGUCGGGUUUUAGAAGCGCGUAAUACGACAUUAACGGAGAACGAGACGAACGAUGAUCCCGAGUACUGGUUAAAAGACCUCAAGUAUUAUCCGCAAAUGCUGGCGUUCCUAGAAGGACUCGUGGAGAACAAGGAGCAGAUCGAUGCCUCUCUUCUUUCCAACGUGAACCGAGUACUGCGUAUCAUUCAUGCGGAAGAACCCAAGGAAAUGCACUUGAAGCAGAUCUCACGCAGCUUUAUGGGGCGCUGGCACAACUUCACACUGGAAAGCAGACCGUCCAUGUUGCGCAACUCCAUCAAGACUGCACAGCAGGACUCGAAGCCAUCGGUGGGUACCGUGAGUACAAAUUACCAGUCUGUCAAUCCGAACGCCAUGAGUACACGAAGUUUCGAUGUGGAUGGAGCAAGAGGAGACAUCGACACUCGAAGCUUCAACGUGGAUGUCGAGAGAGAGCCUUCUAUUCGAGUUGAUAUCAAGGGCGUACCAGACGAUCGUGAGAUCGACAUCGACGCGACGUUUAUCCAAGCUCCUCCGAAGAGUAUCAACUUCACUGGUGGCGCUGUCGAGUUGACAGAAGCUGUAGCUCCUCGUAGUUUCCGGUACAAGGGCGAAGUUGCACGUGAUUCCCCACUGCCAUCGCCCGCGUCGGUACGUUACUCGACGCUAGGAGCUCGAUACGAGCCGAUUGAUUCGCAGUAUCACUCCAAAAAGGCAGCCGAGUAUGACGACUAUCACGAUGACGAGGAUAUCUUCGAUAGUCGACCGCGUCGUGGGAGUUUACCUUUGAAACCUGAUGAUGUGGACGUGAAAAAGGUUAAUGGAAAUGGCGUCGCGCCGACUGCUGUAGGCGACAUCCCCAUGAGUAACAUCAACGUCAGCAACUUCAUCUCGCAAGCGCCAACAACGCGAAGACGCGACCAAUCGACCGAGAUGCCAUCAGAUGCAACGUAUCUGAGUCGACAGAGUGGAAUGAGUGGCAUGAGCAACGUGAACUCGGAUCGACGCUAUUCUCUACUGGAUUCGUGGAAAGCGCCGUCGUCUGCAGCGCCGAACUCAUCGCUCACGUCGCUAACGAUCUCCCGACGAGGACGUCGCGCUGCGGCGGUGUACAGUCGCCACAAGUCCAAGAAGAAGAGAUGGUUCAACAGAUAA
Molecule: messenger RNA, 10053 nt
Organism: Phytophthora infestans T30-4
Lineage: Eukaryota; Oomycota; Peronosporomycetes; Peronosporales; Peronosporaceae
Exons: 4
Coding region: 1-10053 (3350 amino acids)
Biological process (GO): endosome organization; regulation of early endosome to late endosome transport; receptor-mediated endocytosis
Cellular component (GO): endosome membrane
Source: RefSeq, a predicted model, not a curated record